Molecule: messenger RNA, 5352 nt
Organism: Argiope bruennichi
Lineage: Eukaryota; Metazoa; Arthropoda; Arachnida; Araneae; Araneidae
Product: ATP-dependent 6-phosphofructokinase-like
Exons: 21
Coding region: 259-2706 (815 amino acids)
Biological process (GO): fructose 6-phosphate metabolic process; fructose 1,6-bisphosphate metabolic process; canonical glycolysis
Cellular component (GO): 6-phosphofructokinase complex; cytoplasm
Molecular function (GO): 6-phosphofructokinase activity; AMP binding; fructose-6-phosphate binding
Source: RefSeq, a predicted model, not a curated record
GUGAUGUAAUGAUCUUGGAUGCGGCGAAAGGUGAGUUUCAGUUUAUCCUCGCGCUCAAAGAUUCUCCUCUCAGUGAUAACAAAUCUUUAAAAGUUUUUGAUCGUCUCUUAUGCAUACGCUAUUUCCUAACGUUUAAUCUUCUGUAUCGGAAGUGAUUGCUGGUAAUGACAUAUAUUUUUUGCCUGUUUAGUUAGGCUUAUAGUGGCUUGUUAGUUGAUUCAACUAGUGCAUGUUGUGAUCUUAGAAAUAAGCUUGCAAAUGGAUGACCUUCCAGAUGACCUUGAAAAAGCUGCCAUACCAAUCCCUGUAAUUACUGAACCCAUUCACCGGGAAGGCAUGGCUCUACAGCAAGGAACUCAGAAAGGUCGUGUUAUUGGGGUUUUCACCAGUGGUGGAGACUCCCAAGGUAUGAACGCUGCUGUCAGAGCAGUAGUACGAAUGGGUCUAUACCUUGGUUGCAGAGUAUAUUUUAUUAAAGAAGGAUAUCAAGGUAUGGUAGAUGGUGGCAAUCACAUUGUUGAAGCUACUUGGGCUAGUGUAUCCAGCAUUAUUCAUAAGGGUGGCACUGUGAUUGGAAGUGCCAGAUGUCAAGAUUUCAGGUCACGUGAGGGUCGUUUGAAAGCUGCUCUCAACUUAGUACAGAAUGGCAUUACUAACCUUGUGGUGAUUGGUGGUGAUGGUAGUUUAACUGGUGCAAACCAGUUCCGCCAAGAAUGGGAAUCACUGUUAGAUGAUUUAGUAUCUCAAGGAAAAAUUACUGCUGAGAAGAAACAGCAAUGCAGUUCUCUAAACAUCGUCGGAAUGGUGGGCUCAAUUGACAAUGACUUUUGUGGAACUGACAUGACCAUUGGUACUGAUUCAGCUCUUCAUCGCAUCAUCGAAGCUAUUGAUGCUAUUGUCACAACAGCUUCAAGUCAUCAGCGCACAUUUAUAUUAGAAGUUAUGGGCAGACAUUGUGGCUAUUUAGCACUUGUAGGUGCUCUUGCAAGUGAAGCGGAUUUUGUUUUCAUUCCAGAAUGGCCUCCAGAAGCUAACUGGCCCGAAACCUUGUGUGAAAAAUUGAAAAUGGAACGUGACGCUGGACAACGAUUGAAUAUCAUUCUUGUUGCAGAAGGAGCCAUGGAUAGGGAAGGAAAGGCUAUCACUGCUGAAAUGGUUAAAAAGAUCAUCGUAGAUAAUCUGCAGCAAGAUACAAGAGUUACUGUACUUGGUCAUGUUCAACGAGGUGGAAGCCCUUCUGCUUUUGACAGAAUUUUAGGUUCCAGAAUGGGCGCAGAAGCUGUUCUUGCACUCCUCGAGGCAACACCUGGAGCACCAGCUGUUGUAGUGUCCCUGGAUGGCAAUCAGUCUGUACGUGUACCUCUAAUGGAAUGCGUCAUGAAGACUAAAUCUGUAGCUGAAGCGAUGGCCAACAAAAAAUGGGAAGAAGCUGUAAAUUUAAGAGGAAGGAGCUUCGCCAGCAAUUUGAUUACUUAUAAAAUGCUUACUAGAGUGAAGCCACCUGAGGGAGCUGUAGAUAAAGAAGGCCAUGGAACAGGAAAGUUCAGGCUUGCUAUUAUGCAUUGUGGUGCUCCUUGCUGUGGUAUGAAUGCUGUUGUACGUUCAUUUGUAAGAUGCUGUAUGUUCCAAGGCAACACUGUAUUAGGCAUUCAUGAUGGCUUUGAUGGUCUUAUCAAUGAUAAUGUUCAAGAAAUGCACUGGGCUGAAGUUGCUGGUUGGGUUGGACAAGGAGGUGCUUUUCUUGGCACCAAAAGAACUUUGCCCUCUGACAUAAUGGACAAAGUUGUAGCACAAUUUAAAAAAUACAAAAUUCAAGCUCUUUUGGUUGCUGGUGGAUUUGAAGCUUAUCAUUCAGUUCUCCAAAUGGCAGAUCAAAGGGACAAAUAUCCUGAAUUAUGCAUACCAAUGAUUGUUAUUCCUGCAACAAUCAGUAAUAAUGUUCCAGGAACUGACUUUUCACUUGGAUCAGAUACAGCUCUCAAUGAGAUUACGGAGAUUUGUGACCGAAUUCGUCAAAGUGCUCAAGGAACAAAGAGGAGGGUAUUUGUUGUAGAGACAAUGGGUGGAUAUUGUGGUUAUUUAGCCACAUUGGCUGGUCUGGCUGGUGGAGCAGAUGCUGCUUAUAUUUUUGAAGAACAGUUUUCCAUAAAGGAUUUAAUUGGAGAUGUUUUUCAUAUGCAAGCUAAAAUGGAAGAAGGAAUUCAUAGAGGUCUUAUUCUUAGAAAUGAAAUGGCCAACCACCAUUAUACUACAGACUUUAUCCACCGCUUGUAUUCAGAAGAAGGAAAAAAUAUUUUUAGUACUAGGAUGAACAUCUUAGGCCAUAUGCAACAGGGUGGUAGUCCUUCACCAUUUGAUCGUAACUUUGGAACAAAACUAGCAGCUAAAGCAGCAGAUUGGUUGAUGAAACAGCUGGAAGCAUUAGCCAAACCAGAUAACACAGUUUGUUGUAAAACUCCUGAAACAGCUGUUUUGUUAGGUUUGGUACAACGACAGUAUAAUUUCACACCAGUACAGAAUUUAAGACAAGAAACAGAUUUCAAGAGUCGUAUUCCAAAACAUCAGUGGUGGCUUGUUCUUAGGCGCUUACUGCGAGCCUUAGGAACACCUGUUAGCUACCUUGUCAAAGCUGGCAUUACACCAUCCUUGACAGAUGUUGAACAGGCCAUCGAAGAGCAUGUUGAUGAAGUGGCUGCUAAUCAAUAAAUGUAUUAUAUUUUGCUGAUGCUACUUACUCCCUCGUUUUUUCAAAAUUUCUUUAUUGCCAACAGUAUUCAUGUUUGUAGUGUUGCUGAAAUCUUCUCUCUGUCUUUGUGGACAUUACUUUCUUGUAUUUGCUGUGAAUCACAGUAUUUAUUAGAAUGUAUGUUGUGAAAUUAACAAGCUGCUGAUGUGGUAGAUUCUUUGUCUGGUGCUUUUUUUGAUUUUGUUGCUCUGAUUUUAUAUUUCAGUGAUUUUUGUUGAAUCUCUAUAUUCUGCCGAUAUUUUGAUUAUUUGUUGUGAUGCAGUUUAUGUUGAUUUGUCUAAUUGCUACCACACAAAAGUAUACUGGAAAUAUAAAAAAGAAUCUCUUAUAUUUGAUAUUUUAUUACAUAUUUUUUAUUUGUAUAAAUUCAAUUGGAUUGUUAAAUAGUAUUAUUUAUGAAAUAAUUUUAUGUGAUUAUUAUCAUAAAACACUCCUGGUGCUGAAAAUGAUGUUGGUUAGCCCAAUUUUGGGAUGUGAUUUUUGGUUGUAUAUCAUAUACAUGUAUAGUUGAUUUUAGAUUUCUUUUCUUAUAGAAGAGAAAAGUAAAAAUGAUAAAAAAUUUCAAAAUAAAAUAUUUCAUGAUUAUUUUUUAUCCUUUAUAAUCAUGGGGAAAAUCACCUUAUCAUGGGGAAAAUCAUGCUCAGUAUUAAUUUGUAUGUUAUUACAUUAGUAUUGGAAUCUAUUUAUAUACUAACUGUGAUAUGUAAUAAUCGAUCAAAAUAUUUUACCUCUUAUUCUAUUUUUAAUUUGCUGAUAUUUGGAAAAAGCAUCAAUUUUAUUUUCAAUUUUUUUUGUGUAUAUAACUUUAUUUUCUAUGUUAUAGUCUUUAUAUUUAUGAUAGGUGAAUUAUAUAUUCAUGUCUGUUUGUGUAAUAAAUGCUAUAUCAUUGUAAUUUCUUUCAAUUAAAUAUAUGUUGUUUGUUUAGAAAUUGCAUUAUUUUAAAUAGCUGAAUUUAUUUAUUAUAAAUAUGUUACAUCAAUAUUGCAUCCUCUUUACUUAGAAUGCUAGUCAAAUUUAUCAUCUUGUUUUCUUUAUUCCUAUUUUUUUUAAGAAUAUUAACCUAGUCAGAUAAUUGUUUACAAAUUUACUAUGUUGACUAUUACUAUGUUGACCUCAGCAUUAUUUUCUCGCUUAUCAAUUGAUAGGUAAAAUUUAACUAUUACUUAUUGUACACUUCUUGUACUGCCAUAUCUGCUGAUAAUUUGCCAGUGAAUAAAUAUAUGAGUGAGCUCUUUGCCAUAUAUUCAAAAUAUUUAUAUUUUUGAGUACAUUUAAACUAUUUCUCAAUAUUGCUUGUUUAUUGUUAUGAAAGUUUUUUAUAUUGAUUCUGGUAAAUCAUAAAUUUUUUGGACACAAAUGUUAUUAUAAACAAUUUUUGUUUGAUUGUCAUUUUAUGUAGCUGUUGUAUUUCUUGGCUACUCAAGCUGACAGCAAGCAUAAGUCUUGGACUGAUUAUACUACUGGUGAAUGACUUAGUGCUUGUUUUUAUUUGCCUUAAGAAAGAAUGAAGUAACUUUCAUUUCAGAAUAGAAUUUUAUUGCUUGACACAUUGCUUAUUUGAGUUUAAAGGUAAAGUGUUCAUAUAUAUUAUAAGAAAAAUUAUGUAUUUUUAAAAAGUAUUAGAUAAAAGUUAUCUGCAAACUAUUUUACCUAAACACAGUGAUAGAUUGCAUAACUUUGCCUGCACUGUCAAUUUGAAAGUGCCAUUGACUGUAUUUUAACAAGUGUAUAAUACUAUAUUGUAUUAACUUUUGAAUUAAUUAUUCUAUUUUGCUUUUUGAAAAAAAAAAAAUCCCAAUAUCUGAACAUUUAUUUUUAAUUAAUUUUUAUCAUUUAAAAACUAUAUUAUUUUUAAUAUUUCUAUUUUGGUGUUUAUUUUAAACAAAGUAAAUAAAAGCCACCUUAUUUUAUUACAUUAAAUCUUUAUACUUUUCAUAUAUAAGUGAAAGUUAUUUUAUAUCAAGAUUAUGUGCUGUGGUGUACUGAAGUUUAAGAUUUCAUAUAUCUUGCAAAAGCAUUUUUGCUAUGAAAAUGAGGUAUUAACUUUUACAAGAUGUACAGGGUAUUUUACUAAACACUUGAAAGUAUUUUUGAAAACUACUUAAAUGCACAGGCGAUGAAAGUUUUGAUAGAUUAUAUAGAGGAUUGUUAUCAUUUUUUGUAAUAUAUUUAAUUUGAGGAUAGUUGAUUGAAAAGGAAAAGGUCAUUUGUAUGUAUAAUAGGGGUGUUUUUUCUUUUCCAGAUAAUAAAAGAAAAAUCUUUCCUCUCUUUUUUUUAUUAUUAUGUUUUCUUGCUUAGAUUAAAAUUUUUACUUAUAGUCAUUAGGGAAUGUCUUAACUAUGGCAUAUGAUCAGAUAUAUAAAGUAUUUUUUCCCUUCUUUUCUAUUGACAAAUUUUAAGGAAAGAAUUUUGCACAAUGAUGUUGUAUUUUGCACUGUUUGUGUAGAAAUCUCUUGUUUCCAUUUAAACCUAUUGUCUUUUGACUGUUACCUCUAAUUCUAUGUAUAUGUUCUAUAUAUAUUCUCAUAAUGUAUGUCUCUCUUUUACUUUAGAUGCAUCAUUAUUUACACUUCAAUUAUAUCCUAAUAAAAAUUAUUUUAAUUGUU